UGGCGGCCCCGGAGCUCCCGCUGCCGCGUUCCCCCUCCCCUCCCGCGGCCGCGCUCCUCCUCGCCGCGGAGGAGGCGGCGGCGCCGCCACCGCCAGCCCCCCCCCCUUUCCCCCUCCCCCGGUUUUCAUUUCAGUGCAGCUCUCCUCUCUGUGGCAAGGGCUGCCUUUUGAAGCAGCACAUUCAUUCUCCCCCUUCAAGCACUAGAAGUCUCAUUUGCCAGCUUCAGAACCAUGGCAACAGAAGAAAAGAAGCCAGAUGCAGAAUCCACCAAAACACAAUCUACUCCUUCCUCGUCGACCAAUCAGAGCAAGCCUGCGCCAGUAAAACCAAACUAUGCUCUAAAGUUCACAUUAGCAGGACAUACAAAGGCAGUCUCAUCAGUAAAGUUUAGUCCUAAUGGAGAGUGGCUAGCCAGCUCCUCUGCUGACAAACUCAUCAAAAUUUGGGGAGCAUAUGAUGGCAAAUUUGAAAAAACAAUAUCUGGUCAUAAACUGGGUAUCUCUGAUGUUGCUUGGUCAUCAGAUUCCAACCUUCUUGUCUCUGCCUCCGAUGAUAAAACUCUCAAAAUAUGGGAUGUAAGCUCGGGUAAGUGCUUAAAGACAUUGAAAGGGCACAGUAACUACGUUUUCUGCUGCAACUUCAACCCUCAGUCAAACCUCAUCGUUUCUGGAUCAUUUGAUGAAAGCGUGAGGAUAUGGGAUGUGAAAACAGGGAAGUGCCUCAAGACAUUGCCUGCUCAUUCUGACCCAGUUUCAGCUGUGCAUUUUAAUCGUGAUGGAUCCCUGAUCGUGUCAAGUAGCUAUGAUGGACUCUGUCGAAUCUGGGAUACAGCAUCAGGGCAGUGCUUGAAAACACUGAUUGAUGAUGAUAACCCUCCUGUGUCUUUUGUGAAAUUCUCACCAAAUGGUAAAUACAUACUAGCUGCAACUUUGGACAACACUCUUAAACUUUGGGACUACAGCAAAGGAAAGUGCCUGAAGACUUACACAGGACACAAAAAUGAGAAGUACUGCAUAUUUGCAAAUUUCUCCGUUACUGGUGGAAAGUGGAUCGUGUCUGGUUCAGAAGACAACCUCGUUUAUAUUUGGAACCUUCAGACAAAAGAGAUUGUACAGAAAUUACAAGGACAUACAGAUGUUGUAAUCUCAACAGCUUGUCACCCAACAGAAAACAUCAUUGCAUCAGCGGCACUAGAAAACGACAAAACAAUUAAACUGUGGAAGAGUGACUGUUAAAUGUUCCAGUAUCACUUUAGAGACUGUCAGGAAAAAAUGUUUUUAAAAAAAUAUUAAAAAAAACCACAUGAGAAUAAUAAAUCCAGUAUGGCAGGAAACCUGAAGAAUAUUUGAUAAAGUGGUUUCUGUUAGUCUUGGCCCAAAGAAAACGCCUUAGCUCUUUGCUAGAACCGGGCAACGUGGUGGGAAAAAAAAAAGAUGCAGUGUCUCCUUUUCUUGCCUAAUCUUUUGGCAGACAAAUGGAUCAUUCUGACAUCGCGUUAGAAGUGUCAGCCUUGUAUUGGACACCCCAAAGAUACUGUACUUUUUGGUGGCAUUACUUCUGGGCACUGUUGCUGCCUAAGGAAGAGCUGCCAGUCUACUUUGUAACAGUAAGUUAAGUCAUGAGCCUAGAGAUGUGUGGAAUUUUUUUUAAAUGUCUAAUUUUUUAUUUUUUUUCCAGACUGUAGGUUCUAGUCUCUUGGGAAGUUUCUGUAUUGUUUUAAAUAGGAGUACUGCAUCUUUAAGGGUGCUUCAUUUUAAACACUCAGCUCAAACUUUGUGACCAAAUAAAACCAUGCAGUUCCAGAUUUCCCUCUUCCUGCCCCUGACUUGACUCCUGUGGUGAAAGCUCCUCUUACCUUCUGUAUAGUUGCUUACCUCGUUACGUGUGUUUAAUAGAUACUGUUCUAGAGCAAAGUUACAGUUCUUCUGUUAACCAUUAAAAUGAAUCUUGCUUGUAGUUGUUCUCGGCAUAUUUUAAUUUUUUUUUCUCUUCUGGUUAUAAAGCAAGCUCACAGAACACUGUAAAGUUAUUUCAAUGUAAAAAGAAAAAACCCAGACUUUUGUAUCUUGAAAACCCAUCGUAUGAAACUGUAUUAAUAAUGGCAUGACUCUGUACCUAUUUCAGCGUUGGUAUUUCUUUCCCUUUUUGUCAUACCCAUGUGGUAUUUACACAUCCAGAAAAAUACCAUAUGCCAUAAUAAAAAGGUGGGAUUUUAUGUGUA
This is a messenger RNA of Falco peregrinus (peregrine falcon), 2222 nucleotides long. RefSeq names its product WD repeat domain 5 (gene WDR5). The record is from RefSeq and is a predicted model, not a curated record. The coding region runs from base 232 to 1236 and encodes 334 amino acids. Gene Ontology annotation, molecular function: histone binding. Lineage: Eukaryota; Metazoa; Chordata; Aves; Falconiformes; Falconidae. The transcript has 14 exons. Gene Ontology annotation, cellular component: Set1C/COMPASS complex.